GCAGCUUACAACAGAGCAUUCUUCGCCUUAUCAAUUGGAGCGGGUGAUGUCCCAUCGAGGAUUUAUCAUUAGGAUCAUCUCCGAGCUUGGGCUCAUCUUCACACGACGACCGAGCCUAUUCUUCUCUGUAACCAAGCCUUUUCAAAUCUCCGACUUUCUGGAAGAGCAGAACACCAAGUGCAGUGGUGUCAAGGACCUGACUUGCCGCAACGAUGAACUACCAUCAUGGCCAUCCCGGAAGAACUGUCGUAAAAGCCACCUCAUUCAUCCUGAAAUGGACAUUAACGACCCUUCUUAUCCUCACCAUUGGCCUUACAACAAUCCCAGCCUCUACAAACCUUGUGCAACGCGAGGAGGCUAUUCUCAGACAUCACGAGACAAUUCAUCACUUGGACGCUGGACCCACAUCGAGACCGUUGACAAAGGCUAUGAAAGUCCUACUUCACCACUUGCCCGCUCGACGUUCUGAACGUGUCGAUCACGAUAAUACUCAUGGCUUGACCGUGGAGACGGAUGAUGUACAAGAGGCAAAAGAACACCAUGAGGCUUCCCACGGUCUUAUCAGCCAUGACCGAGAAAGCCUUGUUCAUUCUGAGGGGAAGUGUACUUGUCCGCCACCUUUCCGCAACCAGAGAUGUCGCUGUCCUCCGGGAGCCCAGCGUAUUCAAAUGAGGAAGGUAGCAGAGAAUGUGGCCGUGUCCGAUUUUAGACCAUCGGAUCAUUCUCCGAAUCUGGCAGACUAUCAAUUAAACGAAAGGGAUGUCAAAGAUGGUACUCCCUCUAAUCUCGAAAUAGAACACCAUAAGACUUCCCACGAUGCCAUUGGCCAUGACAAUACAGGCCAUCUCUAUUCUACUAUAGAGUGUUUCUACAAGUCCACAGGGAGAUGGAAAUUGGAGAACGCACGUACAAAUAUUGCUUACAAUGGCCAUAAGGGUAUGAUCGAAGGGACUGUGAAGAGCAGCACUCUGCAUAGAAAGCCAGGCGACCCAUCGGAUUUUGGCUCCGAUAUUGAGGCCCAUGAGCGCGAAAGGCUCGAUGGACCUUCCAAGUUCUGUAAAUGUGGCCCACACAACCGGAAAUGCCGCUGUUAUCACAAUAAGGAUCCUUCGGUUGAGCGCAGUCAAGUGAAGAAGGAGACAGAAAAGGUUGCCAUCGAUGCCAUGUCUCAUUUCAGAUCUUCGGAUCCCUCGUCAAAGCUGCCUGAGAGAGGAAAUCUAUCUCAAUUCCAAAGCAAGGGCAGUCAAAUCAAUCCUGAAACUUCUUUAUCUUCUACUUCUUCGUCUGAGAGAGAGCAUGAACAUCACUCUCAAAGCACGAACAGCCAAACCAAUUCCAAACCUUCUUCAACUUCUAGGCCGUCGAAGUCCUCGCCAGACUGGCACACGAUAGAAUAUAACUUUGCCGUACAAUCAAAAGGAACGGAGGUCGAACACGGCACUCACUCCAACUUCGAAAACGACAAAGAAAAAGACGACCUCGGAAGGGUGAAACAAGAUCCUAGAUCUACCUCCUGCCAUUGCAAUGGAGCGAGUCCAGGUUGUGGCUGUGGCGAAUUCCUUCAACUCGGCCACCUUCAAGCAAAGAAGAAGAGACAACACUUUGCGCAGUGUCGCUGUGAUGUAUGUACCGGUAGAAGCUGGAUUGCCCACAGAUUGUGUUAUGGCCGCUGGUCCAGAGAUCUUGCGCACUGUCAAAAUUUCCUUGAAGAUCACGCUACGUUCAAUGAGAAAUGCAGCUGCAACCCGAAAAACGCCACAGGUGGCUGUGGCAUUCAACGACCUCACAUAGUGAUUCAUGAAGGAGAACCUGAUCUGACAACAGAUCUGGCCAAGGCCUCUGGUGUGAAAGCUGAGGAGAGCGGUGACUUCAACAACCCUGAGCACAAUGUCAACGAGAAAGUCUGGCGCGAACGAUGGUCAGGGAGCUUCGAUGCAAGAGCUUCACAGAACAUGCAUCUUGAUCCUCUUCCAGCAGAUUCUAUUAUCACUCCAAAGCGAGAUGUAACAACCCAACUGUGUGGCGAGAGAUGGUGGCUUCGACGACCGAACUGUCGUCCAAGAUCCGUCCAUACAUCCAAAGCCGAAGAAGUCUACAAUGACAAAUUCUACACCUCUGGGCACAAUGAUGAGAAUAUCAUUCAGUCUAAACAGCAGGUGGACGGGUUGGAUCUGAGCACACCCGAUUCCAUCAUUGCUAAAGAUGAUACCUGCCACAAACUGUGGCGGGUGAACACGGGUUGUCUGCCGAAGCAUAGGGCGAAACUCGGGACAGCUGCUAAGCAUAGCCACCAUCUUUCUCGCCGGAGCAACACUCUCUUAGAGUCCAUCAAUGAAGCAAGGUGUCAGGACAAACUUGGAAGAGCAAAAGAAAAAUGCGAAGAGAAUAAUAGGAUUGGAUUCUGGGUGGUUUGUUCAAUAUUGGCUGUGGCUGGUAUUUGUGGCCUGCUGUUGGGGAUUAUCAUCCUCCAUAUCCAUCUCAGGCGCAAGCGACCAAGUCAGCUCCUCAUCAAUAAUAGAUCUGGGUAUAAGAGUGGCGCGUCAACUCCGGCAACCUCUGUCAGUGAGAUGCCAAUUUCCAAGGUCGGAAGACCAGCAUCGGUGAUGCGACGAAUAGAUGAAGACGAGAACGUUGAAACCAGUAGCGUUCGUCGCUAUACAACCCUCGAUGGCGCGAAUGACGGUUGGACCAGCUGGAUUCGUAAGCAAACAGGUCGUGCGAAGGUCAGUCAAACAUGUCCCAACAAGGCCGCUUUUCCCCAACGCCAGCGACUCGGCCCCCCCGAAUUCCCACUCUCAGACUCCCACGGACAGCUUUGGCAACCAUGCGGAAAGUCAAUGGCCUCGAUUCUGAGUGUGAGAGUGCGAGUGCGAGUCAGGGAUACCAUACACGGAAGGCUAAAGGAAAGGAUACGACGAGAGUUAACUGGUGUUCUACCGUCUGAAGGGUAGGGAGUGACUGGUACAAGCUAUGGUUUCAUUAACAAGUAGUGUUACUCGCGGUGUGUGGAA
Molecule: messenger RNA, 3011 nt
Organism: Hyaloscypha bicolor E
Lineage: Eukaryota; Fungi; Ascomycota; Leotiomycetes; Helotiales; Hyaloscyphaceae
Exons: 3
Coding region: 213-2951 (912 amino acids)
Source: RefSeq, a predicted model, not a curated record